AUGGCACGCCGGGUGUUCGCAAAGGUGCCAGGUACGCCUGGUAACCUGUCAUCCGAUGACCCUGCCCUCACGAAUCCGAUUCCGAAUACUUUACCGGUGAGACGCCGCUCUGCCCGGCUCUCACGCAGCCUAAAGGACGACGCUGUGCAGACAACACCCAACUCUGAACCGACGACUUUGAAACCAACUGGUCGCGCUACAAGGACUUCUUCAGUCAUGAUCGAGGUUGCGAUUCCUACCAAAAUGAAGGAGUCUAUCUCUCAGGCGUCGUCGCUUUCCCCGCCGUCUGUCGGCUCGACCUCACGAGAUGAGAGUGUCCAGGACGAUACUCCAGCCACAAGUGUGGCCGUCACUCCACCUGAAUCCGAUCACAGUCGCCGACAACCAAAAACGAGAAUAAGUGCGUCAGCUCGGGCUCAGCAGCUUCGUUCGAGCACUUUUGCACUUCCUUCAUCUACGUCAACCAAGCGGAAGAGAAGUGCCUCUCAAAUGGCCAAUGGUAAUAUCUCAACUGAAUCAUCCGAUGCCGCACUGGCUCGUGAGUUACAACUUGAAGAAUAUGGAGGAAUUGAAGCCAAGCGUCAACGGACGUUUACCGAACGAGACGACGACCAGACUAUCCAAGAUUCGGAAGACGAACUCUCGCCUUACUGGAAUGAGUCUUCUGAUCAUGGUCACGUACCUCGUGGGCCAAAACUACGACGUUCCUUACGUUCACGACCGAGCUCUCAGUUGAUUGAUGGCGACGAUAUUCCUAUGUUGGAUGCUGACUCGACUUUUGCCAAUAAGCUAGAGGACACAAGUGAUGAAGAGGAUUAUGUGUAUUCGUCUGACGACAAUGCCGCCUACGAGCCGACGACCCAGGACCUCCAAGACAACACGCGGGCGAGCACGAGCUACGAGAGCAAGAACGUGGCGAAGUGCGAGAGAACCUGCCCCGCCACUUCCUUAUCCAAUGGGACCACGGUGCUGACGAUAGAGCAGGCUGCAAGAGAGCGUAGAAAACUUGAGAAACAGCAUCCAUCGAUUAUCAGCAUGUGGAAAGACUUGGAAGAUACGCCGCCCAUCAUACCUGUGCAAGCAGCGCAGCCAACAGGCAUCAGCCGCACGCUUAAGUCUUUCCAGCUUGAAGGGCUUAAUUGGAUGAUGAGACAGGAACAGACUCAGUACAAGGGGGGUUUAUUGGGUGACGAGAUGGGAAUGGGCAAGACCAUUCAAGCUGUCUCGCUACUCAUGUCAGACUACCCUGUGGGAAAGCCGUCCCUAGUUGUUGUGCCUCCGGUGGCUUUGAUGCAGUGGCAGUCUGAAAUCAAGGAAUACACCGAUGGCAAGCUCAAAGUACUCGUUCACCAUAAUUCAAGUCCCAAAAUAAAGCAUCUAAAAAGAAAAGAUCUUUUAAGUUACGACGUUAUCAUGAUUUCAUAUUCGGGUUUGGAAUCGAUGUAUCGUAAGGAACAGAAGGGAUGGCAGCGAGAAGAUGGCCUUGUCAAAGAGAAUAGCGUGAUUCAUUCGAUAGAUUUCCACCGCUUGAUACUUGACGAAGCGCACAGCAUCAAGCAACGUACAACGAGUGUUGCCCGUGCGUGCUUUGCCUUGAAAUCUACUUACAAAUGGUGUCUAUCCGGAACUCCAGUCCAAAACCGUAUCGGAGAGUUCUUCUCCCUUCUUCGUUUCCUUGAAGUACGCCCAUUCGCUUGCUAUUUCUGCAAGAUGUGCAAGUGCCAGGAGCUUCACUGGUCUCAGGAUGCCGAGAAGAAAUGUACCCAUUGCAGACACAGUGGAUUUAGUCACGUUUCCGUCUUCAAUCAGGAGAUUCUUAAUCCAAUUACGGAGAGUAGCGGGCAAGCACGUAAGGAUGCGUUGCAAAAGCUCCGUCUCAUCACGGAUCGAAUCAUGCUUCGACGAAUCAAAAGAGAUCACACCGCAUCUAUGGAGCUUCCACCCAAGCGGAUCAUUAUACACAAUGAGUUCUUUGGUGAGAUUGAGCGCGAUUUCUCCAGCAGUAUCAUGACCAACUCUACCCGGCAGUUCGACACUUAUGUUAGCCGUGGUGUUAUGCUUAACAAUUACGCCAACAUCUUUGGAUUGAUCAUGCAGAUGAGGCAGGUGGCAAACCAUCCGGAUCUUAUUCUCAAGAAGCAUGCGGAAGGUGGGCAGAAUGUGCUAGUCUGCAACAUUUGCGACGAGCCUGCCGAAAGCCCCAUUCGAUCCCGCUGCCAUCACGAGUUUUGUCGACAGUGUGCGAAAGACUAUAUGCGGUCUUUCGAUGCGGACACCAUCGUUGAUUGUCCCAGAUGCCACAUACCUUUGUCAAUUGAUUUCGAGCAGCCUGAGAUAGAGCAAGAGGAAGACGUGGUCAAAAAGAAUUCGAUUAUUAACCGCAUCCGAAUGGAAGAUUGGACGUCGUCAACGAAGAUUGAGAUGCUCGUGUAUGAUUUAUACAAACUACGAAGCCAAAAGCAGACGCACAAGUCCAUCGUCUUUUCCCAGUUUACGUCCAUGCUACAAUUGGUGGAAUGGCGACUGCGCCGGGCAGGAUUCAACACAGUGAUGCUCGACGGCAGCAUGACUCCAGCACAGCGCCAGAACUCCAUUGAUCACUUUAUGAAGAAUGUCGACGUCGAAGUGUUUUUGGUUUCUCUCAAGGCUGGGGGAGUAGCCUUGAAUCUCACAGAGGCGUCUCGGGUUUUCAUCGUCGAUCCAUGGUGGAAUCCCGCAGCAGAAUGGCAGAGUGCCGAUAGAUGCCAUCGUAUUGGGCAACGGCGUCCGUGUGUGAUCACACGACUCUGUAUCGAGGACUCAGUCGAAUCUCGUAUGGUGCUUCUUCAGGAGAAAAAGGCCAACAUGAUCAACGGCACGAUCAAUAAAGACCAGGGAGAAGCACUCGAGAAGCUGACUCCCGAAGACAUGCAAUUCCUGUUCCGCGGAUCGUAA
Molecule: messenger RNA, 2934 nt
Organism: Talaromyces atroroseus
Lineage: Eukaryota; Fungi; Ascomycota; Eurotiomycetes; Eurotiales; Trichocomaceae
Exons: 12
Coding region: 1-2934 (977 amino acids)
Molecular function (GO): ATP-dependent chromatin remodeler activity; ATP binding; metal ion binding
Source: RefSeq, a predicted model, not a curated record